Telopea speciosissima is the source of this 1676-nucleotide messenger RNA. Its product is annotated as probable CoA ligase CCL5. The record is from RefSeq and is a predicted model, not a curated record. Gene Ontology annotation, molecular function: CoA-ligase activity. Gene Ontology annotation, cellular component: peroxisome. The transcript has 5 exons. NCBI's taxonomy places the organism in Eukaryota, Viridiplantae, Streptophyta, Magnoliopsida, Proteales, Proteaceae. Bases 7 to 1671 code for a protein of 554 amino acids.
CCAUUAAUGGCGUCUGAUAGCGUAUCGAUCGAUAUUGACCCAAGAAGCGGCUUCUGCAAGUCCAACUCCGUCUUCUACAGCAAACGGAAACCCGUAGUCCUACCCUGCAACGACUCCUUGGAUAUCACCACCUUCAUCUCCUCACGUGCCCAUAGUGGUAAAAUCGCCUUCAUCGAUGCCUCUACCGGGCGCCACCUUACCUUCCCACAAGUCUGGCGUGCGGUCGAUUCCGUGGCUUCCUGCUUGUCGGAGAUGGGCAUACGAAAGGGUCACGUGGUCCUUCUUCUCUCUCCCAACUCCAUUUUCUUCCCUAUCAUUUCUCUCUCCGUCAUGUCCCUCGGUGCUAUCAUCACCACUACCAACCCUCUCAAUACUCCUCAAGAGAUUCGCAAACAGGUCACCGAUUCCAAACCCACCCUCGCCUUCACCACCCAAUCCCUCCUCCCUAAACUCUCCGGCACGGGUCUCCCCGUCAUUCUCAUCGGAGGAUACGACAACCUCUCCUCCAAGCUGCAGACUAAGAUCGUUUCUUCGCUAGAGGACAUGAUGAAUGAGACGAGUCAGAGAGGACUCCAAACCCGAGUCAAGGAACGAGUGAAACAGGACGACACGGCUACGCUGCUCUACUCGUCGGGCACAACCGGAGACAGCAAGGGCGUGGUCUCGUCGCACCGGAACCUCAUCGCGAUGGUUCAGACGAUCGCAGGCAAUUCGAUGAGUUUUGAAGAGCAGACGUUCAUCUGCACUGUGCCCAUGUUCCACAUCUAUGGCUUUGGUGUAUUCGCCACGACGCUGCUGGCGUUGGGAUCGACGGUUGUGUUACUCUCCAAAUACGAUUUGGAUGAGAUGCUAUCUGUGAUCGCCAAGUACGGGGCGACUUACCUGCCGCUCGUGCCACCGAUACUGGUGGCGCUGAUCAACCAGGCGGAGAAGGUGAAAGCCAAGUACGACUUGAGGACACUACAAUGGGUAUUGUCGGGUGGGGCUCCCUUGAGCAAGGAAGUGAUCGAGAGUUUCUUGGAGAAGUAUCCGACGGUGAGGAUUCUGCAGGGUUAUGCGCUGACGGAGACCACAGGGCUUGGAGCUUCCACGUUAACGCCGGAGGAGAGCCAGCGAUACGGUACGGCGGGGCUGUUGGCGGCCAGCAUGGAAGCCAAGAUCGUUGACCCGGACACUGGAGAGGCCUUGUCCGUGAAUCGGACUGGUGAGCUUUGGCUGCGUGGGCCCUCCGUCAUGAAAGGUUAUUUCAGCAACCCAGAAGCCACAGCAUCAACAUUAGAUAGGGAGGGAUGGUUGAGGACAGGAGACAUAUGCCACAUCGACGAGGAAGGAUACAUAUUCGUGGUGGAUAGGUUGAAGGAGCUCAUCAAAUACAAGGGUUAUCAGGUCCCUCCUGCAGAACUAGAGGCAUUGUUACUAACACACCAAGAGAUAGUUGAUGCUGCUGUCAUACCGUUUCCAGAUAAGGAGGUGGGACAGUAUCCCAUGGCAUAUGUGGUGAAAAAAUGGGGAAGUAAUUUGUCGGAGAGUGGUGUCAUGGACUUUGUGUCUACACAGGUGGCUCCAUACAAGAGAAUCCGAAGAGUGGCAUUCGUGGGUGCCAUCCCCAAGAACCCAUCCGGCAAGAUUCUGAGGAAGGAUCUAAUUAAGCUUGCUAUCUCAAAGCUAUGAGAAUU